GACGGCCUACCUACGUCACAUCCUAGUAGUACGUUUGGAAGAGCGCGGUCAGUGUCAGAAAACUGCAGUUUUCUCACCUAAAACCGCGUGAAGUCGGGAAUCAGCCGAUUACAUAGUUAUAUUCUCACUCAACAUGAGUGACGACUCGGAUUCCCCUUCUGAAAGGGAAAUGAAGGAUUUCCAGUUCCGGCAAAUGAAGAAAACCAGAGUCUUUGACUCCCCCGAAGUUCUUCCAAAGGAGAGAUCCAACUUGCUAUGCCUCUCCAACAAAUUUGGGCUGACAUUUGUUGGACACGAAAGAGAACUAAAAGUGUACUUCACCCGGGACAUUAUAGCCUCAGAUAAAGUUGAAGGCAACUCCAAUGAAAUAGUGGAGGGAAUCGCUGCACUGGUGGAGGCUCCUGUGGAGUUGCCCCUGCACCACCUGGCUCUUAGCAGUGACGAGCUCACUCUGUCAGUGUGUGGCAUGUCAGAGGAGUCUGGCCUCUUGCUGGCUUUCUUUGAUGUCCGCAUCUUUAUCAACAAGGCCAGACCUCAAAAGUUACCAUUUGCGUCAUUGAGACCUGCAGCGUGCCCUGGCACCUGUGUCCAGGACCUGAAAUGGAACCCUGUGCAGGCGUCAAUCCUGGCAUCUUGUCUAUCUGACGGCAGUAUGAUGGUGGUAGAGGUGACUGGCAGUGCCACAAUUCAGGCCCAGCUUCCCUCUGUUGCGGGCAUUACAUGCCUAUGUUGGAGUCCCAAAGGAAAGCAAGUAGCUGUGGGAAAAAUGAAUGCCACCGUCAGCCAGUAUACUCCGACACUGCAGGAAAAGAAAGUCAUCCCAUGUCCAAGCUUUUACAGCUCUGACAACCCUGUCAAAGUGCUCGACGUGCUGUGGCUGAGUACGUAUAUGUUUGCUGUGGCAUACGCUGCUGCUGACGGCUCCCCCGAGACCCCUCCAGAAUUGGUGGUUGUGUCCCUGCCAAAAAAAGAGGAUAAGAGGGAAGAGAGGUACCUCAACUUCAAUGACCUGGUGUAUGGUACCUGUACCGAGAGGCAGCACCACUACUUUCUUAGCUACAUUGAAGACUGGGGCAUUGUUCUUGCUGCAUCUGCAGCGUCCAUUGAAGUCAGCAUCAUUGCCAAGCAAGAGGAUAAGACUAAUUGGGAGCUGUGGCUGCUGGAGGAUGCCAGUCGAGGAGAGCUGCCUGUCACCCAGACCAACGACGACACACUGCCUCUGGGUCUAGCCAUAGACUACACGAGCCAACAGGAGAUACACAUCACGGAUGAGAAAACUCUGCCCCCUGUGCCCACCCUGCUGAUACUUUCCACGGAUGGGGUUUUGUGCCCCUUCGCUCUCCUCAACCUCAACCCUGGCGCCAAGCAACUUGUCACACCUCCUGUCAGCCUGACCCUGGAUGGGGAAAGGCCCCUCCCUGCAGUUUCUGUCGCUGCCCUGCCCACCAUCAAGCCCAGCCCUGGCCUCCCUCCAUCCACCAUAGCAUCCCGCCCUUCCUCAGCUGCUAUGGCCACACCUUCCCCAUCCACAGUCUCGUCCCCCCCCCCCUUCGCUGCCCCCACCUCCUCAUCCUUCUCCCUUCCCCUUUCCUCCUCCGUGGCUACCUCCUCUGCCUUCUCCUUUGGGGGGUCGGUCCCAGCCUUUGGCUUGGCCACAGGCUCCACUGUUCCCUCUGGCUUCUCUUUUGCCACUGAGCUCCCCUCUGACACCUCGUCAGCCUCCGCCUUCUCGUUCAGUGCCCCCUUGGUAAAGCCGCAAAUGGAAGCGGCCCAAGCUCCGGCAUCAGUCGCCCCCACCCCCCAGUGCUACGCAACCGCGUCUCCCAUGAUUGUUCAAAGGGGCACGUCUGAGCCUGCCACCCCUGUGGUCAAGCUCAAUCUAAAUGACAGGUUUUUGGCAGUGGAGACUCCAGUUGCAGCACCAGCCUCCCAGACUUUCUCUUUUGCCCCCACCCAUUCUAUCUUCACUGAGCCAGUCAGCGAGACGAUUGCUGUUACCAAAACCCCCAUCAUUCCAGCCCCAGUGCGGCCAGUCCAAAUCAGCUCAACCUCUUCUGUGGGACAAAGGCCUGCCCCGUCCCAAACAAGUAAUCCUACUUCCCAGACUGCAGCUCUGGCAGUUAAAACUUUGGAAAAAGAACUUCAGCAGAGGAAGGACUCCGACCCCGUCAUGGCCGGCAUUCUGGAAGAGAUCGGCCACUUCCAAAAGGAGCUGGAUGAACUGAAGGCUCGCAGCAAUAAGGCAGACUUCCGGGUUGGCACCGGUGAGGAGAUGAGGGAGCUAAGGAAGGAAUCUGAGGACCUUCAUGUCUUCACCCUGGAGAUCAAAGAGACCACCGAGUCCCUACACUGUGACAUCAGCACGCUGAAGACCACCAUGCUGGAGGGCUUUGCUGGGGCUGAGGAUGCCAGAGCCCAAGGCGAGCUCAACCGGGACAGGGGAUACCUCCAGUUGAUUUACAAGAAACCCCUGGACCCACGCAGCGAGGACCAGCUCAAAGAGAUCCGUAGACUGUACCAGUACGUGAAGUUUGCUGUGGAGGAUGUGAACGAUGUGCUGGAUGUGGAGUGGGAGAAGCACUUGGAGAAGAAGAAAAAGCAGAAACACAUGAUUGUGCCGGAAAGAGAGGCCCUGUUCACAGCCCUGGCCAACAAUCUGGACAUUAUCAACCAGCAGAAGCAGAGGCUGGAGCAGCUGGUGAAGGAGCUGCAAACCCUGCGGCUGUACAGAGAAGCAACAGCCUGGAGUGCUCCACCGCUGCUACCUUCCCAGCCCAAACUCGCCCCUGCAGCCCAGACCACCGCUGUUAUACCCACCAACACUCAACAAGGUCAAGACAAUGAGCUGGAAAGUCUGAGGAACGCAUUUCUAAAAGCCAGCCUGGAGGCCACUCCCAAGGGCACCUCAAAAUCUCCAGCCAAGAUGUCUCCAGUUAAGCAGUCCCAGUUACGCAACUUCCUCUCCAAGCGGCAGACUCCUCCAGUUAGAUCAACUGCCCCGGCCUACCUGUCGCGCUCAGCCUUCCUCUCCCCCACAUACUACGAAGACCUGGAUGAAGUCAGCACCACGUCGUCCUUCUCCGAGGCCCAGGCCCUGGACCCCAACCACACCCAUCCAGAGCUGGAGGAGGAGGAGCUGGAACCUGAGCCUGCCCCCCUGCCUGUACUGUCCCCCGUGUCCGUGCCCAGGCACCCCACGGUGGUAAGGACCCCCUCAAUCCAGCCCGGUUUUGGAGCCAUCCAGUCCACGCCCUUCAGCAAGGUCCACCACCCCGGGCUGGGACUUAGCCCUAUCAUCAGCCCAGUUACAACCAAUAAGAUCCACAUGGGAGGGGCUGAUAGCACGGCACUAGCUACCAAAACAGUGAAACAUGGGGCCCCGCCCACUGAGAAAGCCACACCGGUCACCAUCCCUGCCCAACAGGCCGCAGCAACUGCUGCUCUCCGUAGGCAAAUGGCCAAUCAGAACCCAGCGUUCAGUGCUUCCCUGACAGAGCCUACGCUGAAGAAUAUCCCACAGGUGGUCAACGUUCAGGAUUUCAAGGACAAGGGACCACCCAUGCCUGUCUCCACGGUGAUCAGCUCCUCAGUCCCAGCUCCUGCAGCCCAGGUGGUCCAACAGGUCUUGGCGACUGUGGCCUCCACCAACCAGGCCAAACGGAAUUCCACUCAAGGAAUACUAAAGGUGUCCACAGAGGGUACGGCCGCCCCCCUUUCAGGGUUAGUGUUAGGCGACGCCCCCAAACCAGAUGGCCCAGUCCCCUCUACCGUGGCCCCAUCUCAGGGGAUGCAGAGCAGCAAGGCCUUCUCUUUCACAACCACGUCUAUCAGUGGCUUCAGUUUCUCAUCAGUGACCCAAGAAGCUGCAAACUCUCAAGUGAAGGAUGUGGCUAAAUUCUCCUUCAGUGGUAGCAGCAAUGCGGGCAAGAUGUUCUGCAAAGUGGAAGAGGGGCCUUUCUCUUUUACCCCCAAUUCCACCUCACCAGCCUUGGAAGGUGACAGUUUGCCCACUCCCCCUCCAAGCAUGUCAGGGGAGGCUGCCCGGCCAUCUUCCAUCAGCCCUGCACUCCCAGUGGAGCCCCAAGGGCCCAAAGUAAGGGGGGAGACCCUGGGGAUUUUCUCUGGAUUGAGAGUAGGCCAAGGUGACGAGGAAGCUAAAGAUGUCACCAAGCCAUCUGCUUUCAGUUUUGGACAGCCCAACAAUGAAGGCGGGCUAGAUGUAAGUGCUGGAGCGGUACACUUUCAUUUUGGAGCAGCCGUACAGCAAGGAAAACCAGCUGAGGUUGAGUCUGAAGCUAAAGACUUGUCCAAGACCACCAAACCACCCGAACCAUCAGCAGCCAAGCCUAAAUUCUCGGGGGCCUCUGCAAUGACAACAUCCUUUUGCAGCCUCUUGGCAACGGCCAUUCCCUGUUCUUCCCCCAAUCCAGAGGAGAAGCCCAAAGCCCCCACACCUCUGUUGGACCCUACCCUGUCCCCAGAACGCGAGCCAUCCCUUGAACCUCAGAGAGAAGACACUCCUCCCCUCUCUGCUGGUUCUGUCUCUGCAGGUGACGUACCCCCCACCAUCAACCCCGCACUCACUGCCUUGAUUUUUGAAAAAACCUCAACGCUCCACGUCGCAACCCCAUCAUUGGCCCCUUUCCUGCCAGUGUCAGUCACCCCGCCUACUAAGGGUGGCAUCACUCCACUCUCCCCCAUCGUCAAUCCUGAAUCAACCCAAGAAACCGCUCUGACUCCAAUUCCCUCUCCUCCCCUAACUCUGGAAUCUGCCCCACCACCACCUCCCUAUCACCCCCUCGCCACCUCUGAAAAGCCUGGGUCUAUUUGUGCCCAGCCCACUCCUCCUGAUGACACAUCCAUGGCAGUCCCCAACCUCACACUUGUCAUCAAUACUGCCGCCCCCACUGCCACCACCCUCACCCCGACCAUGGCUAACAUUGCGCCUAUAUCCUCGGCCUCAGUCUUUGAGCAGCCUGUUUUGAUUCCAGCCUCCUCAGCCCCUGCUCCAGCCCUAGCCUCGGCCGCGACCAGCUUCUGCACUCCCAGCUUUGGUGCCAAUACCGGAGGAGGAGACUUUGGCACCCAAACCUUAUUUGGACAGGGGGGUGGGUUUGGACAGCCUGCCCCUAAUACAACUGGCUCUGCUGCCAGCUUCGGCUUCGGCCAGUCGGCAUUUGGCCCCAGUCCUGGAUUUGGUCAACAUGUGGCAACUGCCACCCCUGUAGCAGCAUCCAGUAGUGCCACUACAACCGCUGAAGGGAGUUUGUUUGGAGGCCCCAUUGCAAGCAAUGCCAGCUCUUUCUCUUUUGGCACCUCCAACAGUGCCAGUACGGCGAACAGCACAGGGAUUUUUGGGCAGAGUGCCACCCCGGGCUUCGGACAGCAGAGUUCUGGGUUUGGGCAGGGGUCUGUUUUCGGGGGCAACACCACCACCACGUCUUCUACUGGGUUCAGCUUCGGACAGCCCUCAGCUUUCGGAAGCUCCGCCACCUCUUCAGUGUUUGGACAGCAGCCCAGUGGAGGGAGUGUCUUUGGACAGCAGCAGCCAUCUGGCGGGGGUCUGUUUGGGUCAGGCUCCACUGCCCCAGCCGCCCCUGGUUGUGGGGUUUUUUUUAGUGGCCUGGGGGGAAAACCUAGUGAUGAUGCAGCCAGCAAGAACCCCUUUGGAGCUACACCAAGCACCGGGGGCUUUGGCCAACCCAGCCAACCAGGUUCCAGUAGUCUGUUUGGAAGCAGCGGGGCCAAGACCUUUGGCUUCGGCCAGACCUCAUCCUUCGGAGAACAGAAACCCAGCGGUACCUUUAGCACUGGUGGAGGGAGUGUGGCUGCCCAAGGGUUUGGAUCCUUCUCCACCCCAGCCAAACCAGGUGGCUUUGGCAACGCCCCAGUGUUUGGUAGCCCACCAGCUUUUGGGGGCUCCCCGGCGUUUGGGGGAGCUGCAGCCUUCAGUUCCGCCCCCUCCUUCAGCAGUCCUAUGGGAUCCACGGCCGGCAAAGUAUUUGGAGAGGGUACAGCAGCCGCCAACAUGGGAGGAUUCGGCUUUGCAUCACCACAGAGCGGGCCAACAUUUGGUUCUCUAGCCAGUCAGAGUGCAGCGCCGUCAUUCAGCAGCCUGGCUCAGCAGCAGCCUGCUUCAGGGUUCGGAGCCCCCCAGCCUGGCGGUUUUUCGGGCUUUGGACAGUCUGGAGGGGGAGCCUUUUCUGGAGGAUUUGGGUCCACCAAUCCACUCACUCCGCGAUGGCCUGGACUACAAUGAGACUACUUUCUUUUUAUGUUUGCACCUUGAUCUACAUUAAUAUUUCCAAAUGUCUGUAGUUUUCAUGUUAAGAAAUGAACCAAAUAAAACACAUGAUGUAUUUUGA
Hypomesus transpacificus is the source of this 6365-nucleotide messenger RNA. RefSeq names its product nucleoporin 214 (gene nup214). Gene Ontology annotation, biological process: protein import into nucleus; RNA export from nucleus. NCBI's taxonomy places the organism in Eukaryota, Metazoa, Chordata, Actinopteri, Osmeriformes, Osmeridae. The record is from RefSeq and is a predicted model, not a curated record. The transcript is spliced from 36 exons. Gene Ontology annotation, cellular component: nuclear pore. Bases 134 to 6259 code for a protein of 2041 amino acids. Gene Ontology annotation, molecular function: protein binding; structural constituent of nuclear pore.